Messenger RNA from Culex quinquefasciatus (southern house mosquito), 1255 nucleotides. RefSeq lists its product as uncharacterized. The record is from RefSeq and is a predicted model, not a curated record. The coding region runs from base 13 to 369 and encodes 118 amino acids. The transcript has 2 exons. NCBI's taxonomy places the organism in Eukaryota, Metazoa, Arthropoda, Insecta, Diptera, Culicidae.
CAUCGGCUGGCGAUGGUUGUUCGUGGACAAAGAUACUGUCCACUUCAUCCCAUUGGCCUUACUUCGGCCAGCUCCACACCGCUAGUCACGCCGCCGGCUCUCAAGCUGCUUCAUCUAACUGGCUCGAAAAUGCCCACUGCCCCUUCGGCGGAACGCCGUCUCAGAUUCGGCUCGAUCUCGGCUGUCGAAGCCGAAGAGGAGCUGCUGGAAAGUGCACGCUCCUCCGAGUUCCGCAACGAUCUGAGUUUUGCCAUUGAGGCGGCGCCAGGGUCAGGAAGACCUUCAGAAGAACCCUGGCGGAGACAAACAAAGUAUGCCUUCCCCGCCAUGGAAAGACCUCUCCAAAAGCAACUCCAGCCCAAACGCUGAGUGGACAAAACAAACCCUGCUCGGCGCCGUCAAAGACUCCAUCAUGCAAGGCUUCUAGUGGGCCACGCGCGAAGGACCACUCUGUGGGGAACUGUAGGGUCUCGGCGCAACGGAGGCAGCUCGGUAGCUGCCGGUCAUCCUCCCGACCGCCCUCUGACCUGGUGUCCGUUGCCGAGCCUCCGCCGGUCGCUCCGGACCAUAUCUCCAGCGCCUCUCGAACCACUCGCGUCACUUCACGUGUCCUCGCUCACUGUCCCUACCAGACUGAUCCUCUCCCGUUCUAUCUUCUUGCUCUUACCGUCGUUCCUUUCACACCGCUACACUUGUGCCAAAGGGCGGCACACUCGGAAAGGGUCAGACCCUACAAUCCCCCCUUGGUUUUAUUUUGAAAUAUGUGCCCGGUAUUCAUCCUUUAGCAAUUAAAGUUAUUUUCUCCUAGAUGGAUUUAAUUUAGGACCUAGAAUAAAAUAUACAAUCUUUUCAAUCCUAAAAAUUGAAUAACUGCUACUCUGAUCGAUUAUCCUUGGUCUCAAGAUGAUUUAGGUUUUUGUUAACUUAACUUGCAUUGCGGUGACUUGAGACAAACUCAUAAAUAUCAUUUUACCGAAUAAGGCUAGUACGCUGACCGGAAGGAAAGGGGUCAAGGAACAGCUUUACAAACAGCAGAACAAAAGAGAGGGAGCGACUUCUUGGGGCUUUUCUUUACCCUCUCUGGUUUGCUUACUCUGCCGCUGUUGCCCAUUUGAAUUUUCUUGACCGAUUCCUUCCGAAGUGCGUAGACCGCUAUACUUGGUAGAACACCAAUAUUUAGCUUCGAUACCUCUUCCUCCCUUUUCACUUUUUUUUUAAUUCACGAUUUUAACAUUCGUCAUGAAUCUAAGCUUUG